GAUGAAAUAAAUGAAGAGUUAUGAUAAAUUUGGUGAUUGAAAGUAAUAAUAAUAAUUAGAAAGAUGAGUGAUGAAAUAGAUUAACAUUUAGAGAUGCAAGAGACAAAUAUGAUGUUACUAUAACAAUUUGGGAAUGAGAGUGAGAAUUAAGAAGGAAUGAGUCCAUAUUAAUUUUCAGAGAAUUCUGAGUUAGGUUCUCCAAAGAAGAAAUCAAGAAAGAAAGAAAAGAUACUUGAAAAGCUGUUAUCAAAUAGAGCAAAAUUCAAUGAAAAAGUGAGUUUAUUCAAUCUAAUAAAUUCGCUAUAAUUAGUAUGGUUAUUGGAAAAGAAUAGGUAAUAACACUAUAUAAUUUGACAUCAAUAAUAAAUAUAGAAGGAUA
Molecule: messenger RNA, 379 nt
Organism: Paramecium sonneborni
Lineage: Eukaryota; Ciliophora; Oligohymenophorea; Peniculida; Parameciidae
Source: the annotation of a GenBank genome assembly